Molecule: messenger RNA, 1245 nt
Organism: Alternaria postmessia
Lineage: Eukaryota; Fungi; Ascomycota; Dothideomycetes; Pleosporales; Pleosporaceae
Exons: 5
Coding region: 1-1245 (414 amino acids)
Biological process (GO): proteolysis
Molecular function (GO): metallocarboxypeptidase activity; zinc ion binding
Source: RefSeq, a predicted model, not a curated record
AUGAAGACCACCAUCCUUACUUCAGCACUUCUUCUUUCUUCUACGGCGCUUGGCACUGUCGUCCCCAGGGCAGGCAAGAAGGUCGAUUACAGUGGCUUCAAGGUCUUACGCGUGUCUAGCACUGAUGCUGUCAAGGGAGAAAUCGAGAACUUGGCUGCGCAUGUCCUUAACCCCGGCACGUCCGCCGAAUUAGACGUUGUCGUUUCGCCCGAGAAUGUCGACGCCCUGACUGCAUUGGUCGCUGAGAGCAAAGUGCUGAACGAGGACGUCGGCGCAGCUCUUGCAGAGGAAGGCGAGAUGAGCGUUUACGCUGUUCCCAGUGAGACUUGGUUCACAGCCUAUCACCCAUAUGCCGACCACCUUCAGUUCCUUCGGGAUCUGCAAGCCGGAUACACUGGACAGUCCGAGAUCUACACUGUUGGCACCUCUGUUCAAGGACGAGCCUUGACUGGUAUCCACAUCUGGGGUAGCGGUGGAAAGGGCUCAAAGCCUGCUGUCGUCAUUCACGGCAAUGUUCACGCAAGGGAGUGGAUCACCUCCAUGACUACCGAGUACUUUGCAUGGCAACUGCUUACCAAAUACGGCUCAGACGCGAGCAUCAAGUCGCUUGUCGAUAAGUUCGACUUCUACAUCACACCCAUUGUGAACCCGGACGGUUUUGUCUAUUCCCAGACGACCGAUCGUCUUUGGCGCAAGAACAGACAGACCGUCAGUGGUAACACAUGUGUUGGUCGCGAUAUCAACCGCAACUGGCCAUACAAGUGGGAAGUAGCAGGUGGAGCUUCCACAAACCCUUGCUCAGAGACAUACAAGGGUGUAGCGGCUGGCGACGCGCCCGAGAACCGUGGCCUCAAAGCGCAAAUUGAUUCGCUCAAGGCGUCGCGUGGUAUUCGCCUUUACCUCGAUGUGCACUCCUACGGUCAAUACAUCCUGUGGCCUUACGGCUACGACUGCAGCCUACGCGCCGAGAAUGACGCACAGCACCGUUCCAUUGCAACCCGUGCUCAGUCGGCUAUCCGCGCUGUCUCCGGCACUGCGUACACCAUUGGUCCCAGCUGCUCGACGUUGUAUGCUACCACUGGCUCUUCGACUGAUUAUACUGAUGUGCAGGGUAAUGCUACCUACUCGUACACCUAUGAGCUGAGGGAUAAGGGUACCUAUGGCUUCUCGCUGCCGGCAAACCAGAUCAGGCCGACUGUUCUGGAAACUUGGGCUGGUGUUGCUAGUAUGCUGAGGGACGCUUAG